AUGGGGCUGGGUAUACAUGUUGUCUCCACACCGCUCGGGGUACUCGUGCCUGGGCUCAGUGAAAUUCAGCUACCCUCAGUUUAUACUAUGUAUAUUGCCGAUCGAGCUCACGCCAUCACCAUAUCUUCGUUCCUGGCUCUAGGUAGAGACUGGUGGUUGUUCAGGUUAAGGUUCCAAUUGAGCCCGUGUGUGGGUGGGUUGUGGGCUCGAAACACGCAAGAGAAGCAUAUAUAUGCAAUCACUAGCCUGUCAAUGGGGUCCUUUGGGUCCAGUGGAGAAUGGGCUGGAAGCUUCUCCAGCCUGUGGUUGAUAGAUGCACAGUCGCCGAUUUUGAGAAUUAGACCUCUUCUAUCAGAGCUCAUUCGUGCAAUUAGAGAGAACAAAGCGCUGCAACUUUCAUAUCAUUUCAUAGACCGGGCCAGAUUAACAUAG
Molecule: messenger RNA, 432 nt
Organism: Microsporum canis CBS 113480
Lineage: Eukaryota; Fungi; Ascomycota; Eurotiomycetes; Onygenales; Arthrodermataceae
Exons: 2
Coding region: 1-432 (143 amino acids)
Source: RefSeq, a predicted model, not a curated record